UUCGCACUGACUUUAGUUAUCGAUUCUUUAAAACUUUUAAACAGCAGAUCGUCUUUAAUUUGAGAUAGCACAUAUUAUAGUUAAACUAUAGAGGUUUAGAACUUGACCUAGUGAACAGUUUAAAAUUUGUUCUAUGCUUGGAAAUGUCAUGUUGUCAGCUUUGUGAACGUGUAAACGUUCAAAUACCUUGAUGCGUAUAUUGUGAUCGCUUCAGUGUUCCGUUUCACAAAAAUAUUAACAGAAUUACAUUCAUUUUCAAGUGAUUACCGAUAUUCACAGAAUCAGAUAAUUAUAAUGGACGUGGACGAUUCUAUAGAUCCAAAAGAAGUAAGAGCAACGCUAGAAACAUAUAAAAAGUUGGCUCAGGAUUUUGCAAAUCAUGACACAAUUUUAAAGGAUAAAACAGUUCUUUCAUAUGUAGCCUAUGUUCUUGAAGCACAGGAUUUCGAGAUUAUUGAACUGGGUAUAGAUAUUUUAGAAUUGUUUGUUAAAAAUGUGGAUAACUAUGUACACAUAACCUCUACUUUUGGGGUUCGUGAAGCUUUGGAUGCCGUUAUAAAUAAAUAUAAUUUUGAUGAACCAAAGAUAGCCAAACGAGCUCAAUGUAUAAAAGAUGAUAUAGAAAGAAUGAAACCACCAAUAUAUAAUUUACGUAGUCGAUGCAGAAGAGUGAUCGAACCAAAGAAAUUAAAAACUCAUGUUAUCGUAUUACAUGUCCAAGGCUUAUUACCGGAAACACGUUCAGAAUUGGAAUCGACAUUAAUAAGAAUCGAUGGCUUGGUUUCCCUUGUAGUUGAUGUAGAACAUCAGCGUGUUACAAUGCGCACUUUAAGUUAUGUCACAGCAAAACAGAUUGCAGAAGCUAUUCAUAACAAUACGGAGAACAUGGAAGCUAGAUUAGUUACAAGAAAUAAAUUAAACCAAGAAUAUCUUGUUAAAUUAAUUCAUACAAAUGGUGACAAUGGUGACACGGAUGAUAUGCCAGAUUACUUACCUGAGGAAGAAGAACAAGAAGAAAAGGAGGGUGUUGUAUCUCUGUUUACUGGAUUAAGACAAAGUGCUUCAUCGUUGUACAAAAGUACCACUGAAUUUCUCCAAAAUUCAUUCUAUUGGUAAUUUUAAAAAUAGUUAUAUUAAGUAUAAGUUUUUAUUUUAUGAUUGGUGAACAGUUAAAUAAACAUAGAAAAUAUGUGAAAUUGUUAAUUUAAUAGACAGAUGUUUUUUUAAGAAAUUUAUUUUUAAUUAUUUUAAUCAAUAAUCCAGUAAUGUUUUUUAAUUUUUAUCUUUUCAUAAAGUAUUGAAAAUGUAAAAUUAUUCAUUCUUCAUUACUUUUAAUGUUGAACUCAAGCACCAAUCAUGUUUGUUACAAAAAUAACGUAAAUACAACGAGUGUUGAGUUUUUAAAUGUAUUUUUGAGGAUACUAGUGUGUACAUUGGUGAAUAUUACUGAAUUCAAUUUUACUUUACAUACAAUAACAUCAAGGAAAAUUUGAUAUUAUUUUAAAUCUCAUUUUAAUUAAACUAUAUAGUGUAUUUAAAUUAUUAGAAAUUUAUAACUGACCAAAAAAAUUGUAUGACAUUAUAAUUACAUAUAAGUAAAAAGUAUUCAUGAAGAGUUCAAGAAGAAAUCAUGUAUACAAAAACAGAUUCAGUUACUGAGUGUAUAUACGGUUGUAAGAGAUAAAGACUUUAUCACUGGGAUGAGUAUCAUGAAUGUAGCAUUUAUGUUAUGAAAACACUGUUUAUUUAAAACUUCAUCCAAAACUUGUUUUUAAAUACUUGUUGUGACUGCUUAGACAUUUAGAUUUACAUAUUUCAUUAUUAUACAUGUCAAAUCCUUUUUAUUAGAAAUUUUUAUUGCAUAAAAAUACAAAUACAUUUUUCAUUGUUUUAACGUUACUGAAAAGAGGCUGUGCAAACAUUUAUUGUAUGUAACUUAAUAAAUUGAUGUACUUCUAUAUAAAGGGUAUAUUAAUAGUACAUUUUGUUGGUUUUCUUUACAUGGAUAGAUCUAUUUAUGUGUGUUAUAAACACAACUAAAUACAAGUGACUAACAUCUUACACUAAACAAAAAUUCUGUUUUAUUUAUAUAGAAUCGAUAAAGAAUAUUCAAUUUAUAAUAUGGUAUUAGGUUUGUAAUAAAACGAAAUAAAUUAGUUAUUGUAAAUCAACUUUAUUGUUUAUAACACAAACUUUGUGUACUGCUUCUAUUAUUAAGAAUAAUAGAACUAGUCAGUUUAGCUGCCACUGCACAAGAAGGAACAAUUUAUGCAUCUACUCGCAUAAAUAUAAUCGAUACAAUAUGUAUGAUUAUUAGAAAGUACAUCUCUGUAUGUCUUACUAAUUACUUCGUCCACAUGAGCACAUCAAAAUGUUAUACUGAAUCUUAUUUACUAUUUUCUUAAGUUUACGUUGUAUUGUCUAUAUUUACAAUGUAUAGUAAUUGUCAUUAAGGCAAUUUGAGUUUCAAAGCAGGUACAAUAGAUGGAUGCAGAACAGUAUUUUGGACAAUUGAGUUGAUAAUAUCGUCUGGUUAUGCAUACGUAACUGCAAUACUUAAUUGUCAUUAAUUUGAAAGAAUGAGUAUGACUUUUGUGUACAGUCCAAUACUAUUGUUGAGUUUCAGUUUGAAACUCAGACAACCUGUACUGCCUUCACUAUGUUUAUGAUACAACUUAUACUAAUUUUAUUGUAAACAUAGUCACUGAAUUAGAUUCCUUUUCAUUUGUUAAUUGAAAAGUGAAAUAAAAUAUAUUACAUGCAGUAUUUUACGUACAUCAAUAGUAAGUUACCGGUAAAAAUGUAAUUUUAGUGCAUCAAAAAUAUU
Messenger RNA from Nomia melanderi (Alkali bee), 2827 nucleotides. RefSeq names its product armadillo repeat-containing protein 1. NCBI's taxonomy places the organism in Eukaryota, Metazoa, Arthropoda, Insecta, Hymenoptera, Halictidae. The record is from RefSeq and is a predicted model, not a curated record.